Messenger RNA from Ziziphus jujuba (common jujube), 2053 nucleotides. RefSeq names its product E3 ubiquitin-protein ligase APD2. The transcript has 10 exons. NCBI's taxonomy places the organism in Eukaryota, Viridiplantae, Streptophyta, Magnoliopsida, Rosales, Rhamnaceae. The record is from RefSeq and is a predicted model, not a curated record. Bases 305 to 1789 code for a protein of 494 amino acids.
ACCAAACGACUGCUUGUUGAGACUCAAAUCACAGUCUCUCACACCACUCACCGGCCUUGUAAAUCUCUCCUAUUGAUAUUGAUUUUUAAAAUGCCCGCCGACUUUCCCUGCAAAUUCAACAAUAAUCCAUGUCCUCCACCACCACCACUACCACCCCACAGUACUGAAACUGAUCAGGGGCGUUUCAUUUUGUACCCACGAAAUAAUGAAACGAUAAAACAUUCUUUCAGCAAUUUCUACUGUGACCCUCUUGAUCAGCUUUCAUUAUUAUCCAUUUUCUCUCAGCUAUUUUCUCUGAGUUUGCAUGGAAGAAUCACACCUGGAUGAUAGCCACCAACCUCAGUCUCUUCCACCUUCAUCUUCUUCUCAUGCUCAUGCUGAUCAUGCUGCUGCUACAGGGGAUGGCGACCCUUCUUCUUCUUCUUCUUUUUUGCCAUCCACUUCACAGCUGGUUGAAGAAGAAAAUAACGAACCCCACAUUGAGAACCACGCUCAUGAUCAGCAACGACAACGACAACAAGAGCAGGAGAAUUCUGUUGUAUCUUAUCGGGUAAAUAUAUCAAUAUCUGAUGGGGUUGCUGCUGUACCAGAGAUCAGAAAUGAUGUUUGGUCCUGUGCUGUUGUGAUCCUCGCCUUUUGGUUCUUCGCAGCAUCCAUGACUCUGAUUCUGGGUUUCUUUGGAUCUGUUGAUUUACAAAUGGGUCCCAAUUGUUCACGCCUUGAACAAACAAACCCCUUCUUUGUGCAAUCCAUUCAGGCAGAGGAACUAGAUGAGGCGAAACCCGGGCCAAUGUUAUAUGGAUUCCAUGAACCCCCUCCACUAAAUGUCAAUACAACUUGGACUGAAAAGCAUAGCACAUUUGUACCUGCUAAUUCUCACAAGGAAUGGGUGUACUUCCUAAACACCGGGUCUAGUAUCAAUGUUAUAUUCCAUGUAAAGUCUCCAAGUUCCCGACCUUUAUUGCUGAUAAUUGCCAAAGGUAGAGAUAGCCUGGUUGAGUGGAUAGAAGACCCAUCAUAUCCGAAUACAACUUUGUCUUGGAAAAUAAUCCACGGACGUGGUAAGAUCCAACAGGAUAUUUCUCAGUCUUCCAGUUAUUAUAUUGCGGUGGGGAACUUGAACACCCAGGAGGUGGAGGUGGAGCUGGAGUUCACCAUUAAUUCUAUUCUUUAUAACACAAGCGAAGCCUAUUACAAGUGCUCGCUAGGAGAUCAUCUAUGUAGCUUAAGGCUUUCAUUAGGAGGGGCAUUUGCUGCUGCUGUUUUGACAUCUCCAGGUCACACAGAGGAUAAUCCUGAUGAUGACUGGUAUGUCAAACUAUCUUAUGGACCUAGAUGGCUCACUUACCUUCUUGGAUCGGGAUUUAUGACCUUGCUGAUGUUAUUAGCCUUUAGAUCAUGUAACAUGUUCCAAAGUACAGGUCAAAACAGGACAGGAUUUCAACAAGGGGAGGUUCCAACAGAAAGAACCCCAUUGCUUUUACCCAAAGACGAUGAUAUUUCAAGCUGGGGUUCAUCUUAUGAUUCUGCUUCUCAUGAGGAAGAUAAUCCAGAAGCGUGCAAAGCAGUGAGUUCCUUGGAAGCUAAGCCGGAAAAUGAAUGUGAAAACAGCAACAAUACUCGUCGUCUUUGUGUCAUUUGCUUCGAUUCUUCUAGAGAUUGCUUCUUUCUCCCUUGUGGACAUUGUGCUGCCUGCUUCACUUGUGGAACAAGAAUUGCUGAAGAGGCUGGUACGUGUCCCAUAUGCCGUAGGAGAAUGAAAAAAGUUAGGAAGAUUUUUACAGUUUGAGUUUGUGCAUAUAUGUAUAUAUAUAUAUAUAUACAUGUAUAUAUAUAUAUAUAUAUACAUUUAUAUAUACAGAUGAAUCACAUUAUGCGGCUUCCUGGAAGUGAAACUCUUAAAGAUCCACAUUGGUUAUUUUUAGGUUGCAGUGUGGAUAAAGUUGAUACAUGAUGUUAUUAGAGAUAUAAUGUUAGAAUUAUAUGACACUAUUUGAUAACCAGCUUUUCAUAACCUUAAUUUCCAAUAUGAUUGUUUGGAGCGGCUUGUCAA